AUGCCGUCUCUGGAGCAGCGUAAGCGGCCAGCGUCAUGCGGAACGGGCUUCAACGUACGUCUGUGGUGCAAUAAAGACCCGUGCGGAAUUGUAUGUGCCGUUGUCUCGUGGUUCCUGGUGCUGUAUGCCGAAUGCACCAUCGUGGGCGUGGUGGUGUAUCCGUGGAUGGGUCUGUCACCUCUAGGUCUGCUGCACAUUUUUCUUACUACGGGGAUCUGCUUUUUGGCCCUUGUGUCACACGGAAAAGCCAUGUUAACGGAUCCUGGAGCUGUCCCAGAGUCAGCACUGCCAGUGGCAUUGGCACAUGCAUCAAAGGAUGAGAUUGCAAGAAUGGAAGAGCAGAGAUACCGAACGUGUCGUCGGUGUCGCCAAUUCAAACCAGGGAGAGCACACCACUGUUCAAUCUGUGAUCGCUGCAUCAUCAAAAUGGAUCACCAUUGCCCCUGGGUGAACAAUUGCGUAGGUGUGGGCAACCACAAGUUCUUCCUGCUCUUUAUCUUUUACGUGUUCGUGUUGUCCGCCUACACGCUGACGCUCGUGUUCUUCCGUUACGCCAAGUGCAUUAACGAAUCAUGCCCCACAUAUGGAGCUAUUCGAGUAGCCUGCUUGAUUCUGGAAGCUGUACUCUUUGGACUCUUCACCAUGUGCAUGAUGUGCGACCAGUACAGUGUUAUUACUACGGGAACGACGCAAAUUGACCGUCUAAAGGGCGAAGUAACAGAAAACUUUGGUCUGCGCGAAGUAUUUGGCGGCGUGGAAUGCAAAUUCGCAUUACAUUGGCUUCUUCCAGUGAACAUCUGGUUCCCCUCGUCUGUCAAGAACCAGAUCUUGGGCUAUGUGAUGGAGCACGAGUUAAUAUUUUCCGAAGACGAGGCCUCAGAUAUGGAUACCUUCUUGGAUGAUGACAGCGUGUCCGACGCUUCCAUCACCAUGACCACCGAAACACUGGAGGGAGGGUGGUCCGUGGAAAAAAGAGUUCCUAAUAGUCACGCUUCUGAGGUCGUGUAG
Messenger RNA from Peronospora farinosa, 1008 nucleotides. The record is from the annotation of a GenBank genome assembly. NCBI's taxonomy places the organism in Eukaryota, Oomycota, Peronosporomycetes, Peronosporales, Peronosporaceae.